This is a messenger RNA of Chaetura pelagica (chimney swift), 2784 nucleotides long. It is a transcript of the gene BICRA, whose product is annotated as glioma tumor suppressor candidate region gene 1. Gene Ontology annotation, biological process: positive regulation of DNA-templated transcription. The record is from RefSeq and is a predicted model, not a curated record. Gene Ontology annotation, cellular component: SWI/SNF complex. Bases 1 to 2784 code for a protein of 927 amino acids. Lineage: Eukaryota; Metazoa; Chordata; Aves; Apodiformes; Apodidae. The transcript has 15 exons.
AUGGAUGAUGAAGACGGCCGGUGCCUGCUAGAUGUCAUUUGUGAUCCUCAGGCCCUGAACGAUUUCCUACAUGGAUCUGAGAAGAUUGACAGUGAUGAUCUCCUGGACAACACAGGAGAUGCAGCCAGUGCCUUUUUUGAAGGUGCUGGGCUGCACGUCCAGGAGCCCUCCGGUAACCACCUGAGCACCGAGCAGAGCCAGCCCAGCACCAGUGUGGACCUGGACUUCUUAGAAGAUGACAUCCUGGGGUCCCCGUCCAGCGGGGGGGCCAACCUGCCCAACUCAGACCAGCCCUGUGACAUCCUCCAGCAGAGCCUGCAGGAGGCCAACAUCACGGAGCAGACGCUGGAGGCGGAGGCCGAGCUGGACCUGGGCUCCUUCCAGCUGCCCACGCUGCAGCCCGUGGUGCAGGCGGGUUCUGAGGGGGCUCCCCAGAUCUUCUCCGGGGGGGCUGACCUGAUCGGGCUGCAGCCCCCGGCCGUGCUGACCCACCAGGCCCUGGUGCAGCAGUCGGUGGGAGCCGACGUGGUCAACAAGGCCAUCAGUGUCCAGCCCUUCCUGCAGCAGGUGGGCCUGGGCAACGUCACCAUCCAGCCCAUCUCCAACCUGCAGGGCUUGCCCAACGGCAGCCCCAGCGGGACGCUGGGCAUCGGCCCCAUCCAGGUGGUGGGGCAGCAGGUGAUGGCCAUCAACCAGCCAGCCCAGCAGAUCAUCGCCAAGCAGGUGCAGCCCUCCCAGGUGGCCACCAUGCCUGUCGGCAGCUACAUCACCCAGACAGCCCCCGAGCAGCAGCAGGUCACCUUGGCCUCCACGGGGGUCUCGCCCCAGGGCACCGGGCUGGUCAUCCAGAAGAACCUGCCCACUGUGGCCACCACCACGCUCAACGGGAACUCCAUGUUCGGGAGCGUGUCGGGGACUCAGGGCUCCCAGCCCCUCACUGUCACCUCCAACCUGAGCAGCCCCCUGGUGCAGGCCCAGAACGUCAUCAUCCACAGGACCCCCACCCCCAUCCAGCCCAAACCUGCCGGCGUCCUGCAGCAGAAGCUCUACCAGAUCACCCCCAAGCCCUUCAGCUCCAACAACACCACCCUGACCAUCCAGAACGAGGCCACCCUGCAGCAGCAGAAAGCCCAGCAGAACUUGACCUUCAUGGCCAGCAAACCCGGGCAGAACGUGGUGCUGUCGGGCUUCCCCCAAGGGCUUCCAGCCAACGUCUUCAAGCAGCAACCGCCGCAGCAGCAGGCCAUCAGCAAGCCAACCCAGUUCCUGCUCCCGGGGCAGCUGGCCGGUGCCUCCGCCGUGCAGAUCCCCCAGCAGCUUUCGGCCCUGCAGGCCAACAUGGGAGGGCAGAUCCUGGCUACCUCCCACCCUGGAGGACAAGCCCACAUCAUCACCAGCCAAGGGCCAGGCGGGCAGCUGAUCACCAACCAGGCCCUGCCAGCCCAGAUCCUCACCAACCAGAACAUCGCCGGGCAGGCCCCCGCGCCGCUGCAGCUCAACGUGCCGCCCGCCGCGCCGCCCGGAGCCUCCCAGCCCAGCCCCGGCCUGGCCUCCAGCCCCGACAAGAUCAUCCUGGGCCAGGCGGCCACCGGAGCUGUCAUCAACCAGGACUCCAUGCAGAUGUUCCUGCAGCAGCCUUUGCAGUUCCCCGCAGGGCAGCAGAAGCUCCCUGGAGCCUCCCCGUCCCCUUCGCUACCUCAUCCUCCCCUGGGGGAGAGCCCGCAGCUCCCGGCCGCCCACCUCUCCCAAAUGCAAUCCCCCCACACGAAGCCCGGCGUGAUCAGCUCCGUCUCAGGCCUGAACCUCGGGAAGGGCCCCCUGCAGAUCCAGGUGGUUGGGAAGGGGUUGCCACAGCUCGUGCCCUCGGUGCCGGUGCAGAGCCAGCAGCUGUUCGACAAGCAGCUGGCUCUGAAGAAGGCCCCAACGCUGCAGCCCAGCAAGGAAGCCUGCUUCCUGGAGCAGCUGCACAAGCACCAGGGCUCCGUGCUGCAUCCCGACUACAAGACGCCGUUCCGCUCCUUCGAUGACGCCCUGCAGCGGCUCCUGCCCUACCACGUCUACCAGGGAAUGCUGCCCUCAGCCCAGGACUACAGGAAGGUGGACGAGGAGUUUGAGGCGGUGUCGACGCAGCUGCUGAAGCGCACCCAGGCCAUGCUGAACAAGUACCGCCUGCUCCUGCUGGAGGAGUCCCGGCGGGUCAGCCCCUCUGCCGAGAUGGUGAUGAUCGACCGCAUGUUCAUCCAGGAGGAGAAGACCAUGUUGGCCCUGGACAAGCAGCUGGCCAAGGAGAAGCCAGAUGAGUUCGUCUCCUCCUCCUCCUCCUCCUCCCGCUCCGGCCCCUCCUCAGCACCCGCGGCCUCGGUCCCCAGCGCGUCCCCGACCCCCGAGAGCCUGAAGGUGCCCCCGGCGCCCCCCCCGCUGCACCCCACCAAGCUGGUGAUCAAGCACAGCGGGGGGUCCCCCUCGGUCACCUGGGCCAAGGCGUCCCCGGGGCUGGACGGCGACGAGGAAGCGCUGCCCCCGCGCAGCAAACCCCCCCACAAGACCCCCCGCUUCUCCAGCGACAGCCCCCAGGACGACUCCCUCAACGAGCACCUCCAGAGCGCCAUCGACAGCAUCCUCAACCUCCAGCAACCUCAGGCCGGGGCUCAGAACGUCCGGACGCCUUCCUCUUCCUACAACUCCUCCUCCUCCCCUUUCUCCUCGCCCGUGCACCGGGCAGACCCCUACCUGGCCCCCCCCAGUCACAACGGUGGCCUUGGAGCCAGGACGUUGAACAGAUAA